AGUGGAUUCAACGAACAGGGCUACGUACAGCCGGGACUUAAACUGACGCCACCGCCGGUCCCGUCUCCCCAGGGCGUAAUAGGACCUCCGGGAAUCUCUUCGGUGCAGCAGCAGCUGAUGCAAUCGGUACGUUCGCCACCUCCUAUACGAUCGCCCCAACCGAACCCGUCGCCCCGUCCGGUACCGUCUCCGCGAAAUCAGCCCGUUCCCUCGCCCCGCGCUGGCCCCGUACCUUCGCCUCACCAUCAUCCAGGUCACGCGGGCGGCACGCCCACACAUUCGCCGGCACACGAGCUCGGUGGCCCCAGUGAGAUGAUGCUCUCGCAGUUGAGCCAAGCGACGGCCGGUGGUCAGCCUGGACCGCAUCCGGGUGUCCAGUUGCCCCUUCAUCAGUCGCCUGCGGCGGCGAACGCUGCUGUUGGUUGCCAAGACGGCAACGACAUUACCCCCAUGACGCCGCAGGAUCAGCUAUCUAAAUUCGUCGAGGGUUUGUAGUGACUUUUACUAGUGAAAUCUUGAUAUGGUGCUUAUAGAGACUCAAGCCAGCUGGCCAGAUAGCCACUGCUAAUUAGUGAUUAUUAAUAAUUAAAAUAAGUAUAGAAAUUAUGCGUAACGCGCGCCCUUCCCCGUGGCUCUAUAGGAGGGCGCACUCACAAACCUAUAUAGAGACAUGAGACAAUGUUGUAUAUAGUUUAUACAUAUUGUAAAUAAGCAUAUAUUUUAAAUUAAGGUAUAGUUUAAACAAAUCGCGUGAAGCACUGCGUAUAGUAGAUAAAAAAAAAGAAAAGAAAAAAUACGAGCCGUGAGAGAGACGAGCGGCAAGAGAAGGAAAGGAAGCGCAACGACGCUUAUCGACUUUUUUUAAAUUGUAUUACUAUAGAAGAUAUUAUUUUUAUGAUUAUUAUUA
Molecule: messenger RNA, 907 nt
Organism: Copidosoma floridanum
Lineage: Eukaryota; Metazoa; Arthropoda; Insecta; Hymenoptera; Encyrtidae
Product: mucin-1-like
Source: RefSeq, a predicted model, not a curated record